GCGCGCCCAAUCGGGACGAAGUCUUCGCUGGCCCGGGCUCUCGUGGGCUCACUCGCUCUAGGGAACCGGCACCAUGGCGUCGGGCUGCAAGAUCGGCCCGUCCAUCCUCAACAGCGACCUGGCCAACCUGGGGGCCGAGUGCCUGCGCAUGCUGGACUCGGGGGCCGACUACCUGCACCUGGAUGCACUGCUCUUCAGGGAGGUCAGAUUUUUGCAUUUUGUUCCCAACAUCACUUUUGGUCACCCUGUGGUUGAAAGUCUUCGAAAGCAGCUAGGACAGGACCCUUUCUUUGAUAUGCACAUGAUGGUGUCUAGGCCGGAGCAGUGGGUAAAGCCAAUGGCCGUGGCAGGUGCCAAUCAAUAUACCUUUCAUCUUGAGGCAACUGAGAACCCAGGGGCUUUGAUUAAAGACAUCCGGGAGAAUGGGAUGAAGGUUGGCCUUGCCAUUAAACCAGGAACGACAGUUGAAUAUUUGGCCCCCUGGGCUAAUCAAAUAGAUAUGGCCUUGGUAAUGACGGUAGAACCUGGGUUCGGAGGCCAGAAGUUCAUGGAGGAUAUGAUGCCAAAGGUUCACUGGUUGAGGACCCAGUUCCCAACUCUGGAUAUAGAGGUCGAUGGUGGAGUAGGUCCUGACACUGUUCAGAAGUGUGCGGAGGCAGGAGCUAACAUGAUUGUGUCUGGCAGUGCCAUCAUGAGGAGUGACGACCCCAGAUCUGUAAUCAACUUACUAAGAAAUGUCUGUUCAGAAGCUGCCCAGAAACGUUCUCUUGAUCGAUGAAGUCACUGGAACCCAGUUUCUGCUCAUGAAAUCUUUUUACUGGAAAAGAGAAAUAUUAACUACCAGAUCACAUUGAAUCGAAUCGAAGCAGUGCUGCAUUCCAGUGAUUAAAAUCAAUUGUGCAGGAUGUUCAAGAGGUUAGAAAUAACUACCUUUUUAGUGAUGCCAUUUAGAGAUUAGCAUGAUGAAAUAUUCAUGUUUAUAUUGGGAAAUGAUUUUUGUAAAGAGUGAAAAUAUGGUUUUAUGAUUACAGACAGAAAUGUGUCUUAGUGCCUAAAGAGGAAAAGUAGCUACUAUGAAAACCAUUUUUCUGUAUUUUUAAAAAAAAAUAUUCUGUUAUCUCCCCAGUUUAUUCCUAAAGCAAAUGACAUCCAUAUUUUCUGUUUUGUGACAUUUAUUUAUAUGCCUGAGAUUAUGAAUGGGAUGGGACAAAAAUCAGAAGCUUUGCUGGGGUGGCAUGUCAUGGUCUGGCACCUGAAACAUUUUUACUUUUUAAUCUUACACUUGGUUUAUUAAAAACUAUAAAAAUAAUUUUUGAAGCCUAGGGUUUC
Alexandromys fortis (reed vole) is the source of this 1329-nucleotide messenger RNA. It is a transcript of the gene Rpe, whose product is annotated as ribulose-5-phosphate-3-epimerase. The record is from RefSeq and is a predicted model, not a curated record. The transcript has 7 exons. NCBI's taxonomy places the organism in Eukaryota, Metazoa, Chordata, Mammalia, Rodentia, Cricetidae. Gene Ontology annotation, molecular function: D-ribulose-phosphate 3-epimerase activity; metal ion binding. Gene Ontology annotation, biological process: carbohydrate metabolic process; pentose-phosphate shunt, non-oxidative branch; pentose-phosphate shunt. Bases 74 to 778 code for a protein of 234 amino acids. Gene Ontology annotation, cellular component: cytosol.